AUGGCGACCGCGAUCUCUAAUCAUACCUCUCACCCGCCGAAGAUGAAGCGACCGCCCCCGCCUUUUCCCCAGACGGGAGUGAAUGGCGUCAAGGCUCAGCAGUCCUCGUCCCCGCAGCCUGCCUCGAAACAGCUUCCGGGUUCGAGUCAUACCACCUCCGCUAGCUCUACCGGGCCACCGAUUACAAACGGCGCCAAUGGCGCCGUCGAUUCGAAAGGUGCCCCCGGCAAGGGCCCCCUGAAUAAAUCGAGGAAGGAUGCGCAGAAGGCGAAUGAUCCAGCCGCGCGGAUACCAAAGCAUUUGGUAAAACCAUUGUCAACUGACAUUGAGCGUCGGCUGGGCAAGAAGUGCCCCGAGCCUUAUGUCAAAACAACUUCCUAUAUCCUUAAGAAAUUCUCCAAAUGUCCGCCAUCCCUUAUCGUACACCUACAUCCGACACAUUUUCGUUUCGAGCAGCAGGACGGAAGCUUUCCCUACAAUUCCGAAAUGAAAGUCAUCAUUGAGCAUAUCCGUGCUGGGACCGUUCCGCACGAUAUGAUGGAGGAGCUGCUGCGGGCUAAUGUUCGCUUUUACGAAGGCUGUCUCAUUGUUCGUGUAGUCGAUCACAAGUCGGCGGUAGCGCAGGCGAGGAAAUCGGCCGCAAAGUCAUCGAACGAGAACAACGCCCCCUUUUCAAUCCACAACUACAACGAGCAUAUUACUCCGUCGGCCUUUGUACCAUACCCGAAGCAGAACCAAUUGACUUCGGAGAAAUCAAGCUCGAAAGAACCCGCGUCAAACCAGUCCGGCGUCAAGGCUAAUGGGGAUCCGUCGACUUCUCCCGCCGCAAGAAAUGAGUCAACUUCUACCCAGCGAAACCAGCCUCCUCCGAAGCCUCGUGUUUUCACCACUGUCCUUCACCCUACCCCCCGUUCUUUGCAGGCAGAGCUCACUUUGCUUGCCACUACACCCGAUCCACGAGCCGCGAAGCAGACCAAUCAAAGUUCGGCGACCUCUGCUCCGGGAGCGGCAUCUGGCCAGACCGACCGCGGGCAUGUCGCAAAGAAACAGAAAAUGCUGGUUGAGCCGUCGGAGCUCGUGGAAUGCGAAUCUAAGCUUACGAGGGCGCUGGCACCGCCCCUCUUCCUGGAACCUGUUAAUAGCUUUGAUGCUGUUCAAGAUCUCCUGAAAUACAUGGAAAGCCCUCUGCAUCGCGAUCCGCCACCGUCACCGAAGAGGAGAAAGAGGACUGUGGCCGAGCUUGCCGCAGACGAGGCGUUGGCCGCCGAAGAAGAACGAUUUAUGCUUAUCAUGGAUGAUCGACUGGAGCCUACGACGUCAGGAGGCGCCGGUGCGACGAAAUCUACUGUUGAUGAGGCCGGUGGUGGUGCGCCUUUCGAACCGCGCUUUUCGAGAUUCAAGACCUUGGAGAAUAUCCGCAUGCAGCACGAGGAGAAGGCGAAACGCGAACACGAAAACAAGCUCAAACAGGAGAUGGUCAAGAGACAGCAGCAGCAGGAGCAGGAGCGAGAACGACGUCGCCUCAUGGAACAACGACAAGCGGAAGAGCAUGCCAAGGAAGAAACUCGAAGGCAACAGUUGGCUGCCCAGCAGGCACAGGCACAGCUUGCAGCAACCCAGCAACAAAAUCGGCACAUCAUGGCACAAGCCAACGGGGUCAGUCAAGGGCCGCAGUCCUCGCCAGUGGUCCGCCACCAAACACCCCACAAUACCUCAUCGCCUCUUGUUAGCGUUCCCAUGAGUAUGACACCGUCGAUGCAGGGUGCGGGGAGUCCACCGAGACCGCCGUCUGCUCUACAGCAUGCUCACCCGAACGUCAUGAGCCACCCCAUGGCAGCUUCCCGAAGUCAACAAGGACAGAGCCGUCACGGAACUCCGCAGAUGACCCAGGGCACGCCAGCCAUGUCUCAUGCGACACCCAUCAUGCGUAAUGUAACGCCUACCCAACGCAUGAGCCACGCCAGCCCGAACCGUCCAUCGAUGGCCCCGACCCCCGUUGUGAACCAGUCGAUGAUGGGGACUCCGCAAAUGGCUGGUGGGAUGGGCCUUACGCCUCAGCAGCAGCAGAUAUUGAUGCAGCAGAGACAACAAAUGCUAGCUCAGCAGGGCCAGCUGACACCGCAGCAGUUGGCUCAACUGCAAGCUAGCGCCCAUGCCCAACAAAAUAUCCAAUCCCACCAGCACAACAUGAUCCAGGCUCAACACCAUAAUCAGCAGAUGCAGCAGCAAAAGGUUCAGAAUCCGCAGGCAUACCAAGCUCAGUUGAUGCGGGCGCAGCUUGCGCAAAUGCAGAUUGUCCAACAACAGCAACAGCAGCAACAGCAACAGCAACAACCGCAACAACCGCAGGCGCAACCUCACCCCCAACCUCAACCACAACCACAGCCGCAGGCCCCACAGCCGCAACAAGGUCAAAUGCACCAGGCCAGCCCGCAGUUGAACUCUCAGCAACAGAUGUUAAUGGCAGCUGCUCAAGCCAACGGAGGCCAAAUUCCACAGCAUCUCCAAGGAAUCAACAGGGCCCAGGGCGCCAUGGCCCAACGGUACAACCACCUUUACCAGCAGCGCUUACUGCAGUUACGGCACAGCAUGGCGAACCGUCUCAUGGCACAAUUCGGGCCUCCUACGCAAUAUCCACCGAACGUCUCACACCAGUACCAGGUUGGGCUGGAACAGACAGCCAAGACAUGGAUCCAGGAGAUCAUCCGACGCGAACGAGAAAUGGCCCAGCAACAACGAGCCAAUCAGGCUGCGGCCGUCCAGGCCCAGGCGAUGCAGCAACAGCAUCAGCAAAACAUGAUGCAGGGCGGCAUGGGCAAGUAG
This is a messenger RNA of Aspergillus campestris IBT 28561, 2823 nucleotides long. RefSeq lists its product as uncharacterized. Gene Ontology annotation, molecular function: transcription coregulator activity. Gene Ontology annotation, biological process: regulation of transcription by RNA polymerase II. Bases 1 to 2823 code for a protein of 940 amino acids. The transcript has 3 exons. NCBI's taxonomy places the organism in Eukaryota, Fungi, Ascomycota, Eurotiomycetes, Eurotiales, Aspergillaceae. Gene Ontology annotation, cellular component: SAGA complex. The record is from RefSeq and is a predicted model, not a curated record.